AUGAAUUCGAGCCUCGUCGAAGGGAUCAGAGAAAUUCUCGAGGAGGCCGCUCAGGCAAAGAUUGCUGGGCGCGCUCUCCCGACGCUAGAGGAAGAACGAGCGGCACACGAAGCUGCCAUGGCUAAGCUUGUGCAGGAACAGAAGCACAAAGAGGAGCAAAAGAAGCUCCAGGACACCAAGGAAGAGGAGAAGUAUCUGGGCCAAAUGGUACAGCAGGAGCUCAAACGACAGGAUGAAAGGGUGAAGGAGUCGAGAAGGAAGAACCCGCCCAGCCAUGUCGCCUUCAGCCCCAACGAUGACACUCGAGAUUCCGAGGGUGAACGUAUCGUCUUCGACCAGCUCUGUAAGCUGACUGACGUUGAAGGCAACUCAAUCGUCUUCAGUGUGGUCACAGCCAAGACCGAGUUCCUCGCUGGGCCCAUCACAACGGUCUACGAAGUACGUCCAGUACUGCCAACAGGCCAGAAGCGACCCAGGCUCGCAUUGAAGCAGGUGCAGGUGCACUCUGCGGGGAAGGACCAAGUGCAGUUCAAAAAGCAGCUUCAGGCAUUAGAGUCGGAGCUGGACUCGAUGAAAAAGCUCCGUCACCAGGCUGUCCUCGAGGUCCUUGAUUACAAGAUCGGCCGCACUGCUAACGACAUCGCGAAUGCUAUGAGUUGGAGUGUCAGCGUGUUGAGCCCUUUCGCCGAGGACGGAUCGCUCGAAAAGCUGCUGCGGUGGUCAGGUCAUCUGGAUGUUAACAGGGUCCGGAGCUGCACUGUCAAUCUUCUCGACGCUCUGGGCUGGCUCCACAGCCAAGGAGUCGUACACCAGGAUAUACACCCCGGCAAUAUCUUGUUGGUCACAGAGUCAACGGGCGACAUGAUCCCCAAGCUGGCUGAUGCCGGUUAUCAGAGAGAGCUGCACAACCUGUGCACAACGACCCAAGCAGUGACCUCUAUGAGGGAUGCCAAGUCCGCCUACUGGUUUCCUCCUGAGAUUGCGGCUGCCUCCAAAGCGCAGUAUACUCAGAAGACCGACAUUUGGGAUCUCGGGCUCGUCUUCCUCCAGAUGAUUCUCGGUCUCGAUGUCGCUCAGAAGUAUCACUCGCCGGUAGAUCUCAUGGACUCGCUGUCGCUGUCCGAUGCAUUAGAAGAAUUGGUUGCUUUCUUCUUCAAGUCAGAUCCGAAGAAGAGACCGCGCGCUUUCGAGCUGAGCUCCAGUGAGUUCUUGGCUACGGACGCCCCUCUAUUCGUCGAGAAUACGUCUGGGGGUCAUUCCAGCACCACACUUGGCUCCUCUCUGCCUCAAAUCACACCAAUUCGCGGUAGAUCCAGGCACAACUCCACGACAACUCGCGGUCCUACUUCAUCUAGAUACAAGGAAGACUUUGUUGAAGAGGGCCGCCUAGGCAAAGGUGGCUUCGGUGAGGUCGUAAAGGCACGCAAGAAGCUUGACGGCCAAAUAUACGCCAUCAAGAAAAUCUCCUCAGGCUCUCAAGGAGGCUUGACGGAGGUGCUGAAAGAGGUGCGACUCCUUUCCCAAUUGAGUCACCCUGCUGUUGUACGCUACUUCAACACCUGGCUGGAGGAGGUGUACGAUGUAUCCGAAGCAACUGACGAGGAGGCUUCGACUGACGCUGGCGGUACGGAACUCUCUCGGGACACUGUCUCACAAGGUGAUUUCAACAUCGAAUUCGGUACAAGCCAAGGCGGCCUGGACUUCAUUUCUUCAAGCAGGCGACUGGACAUUGAGUUUGGUGACGACGACAGUGAGGCCGACGACGACGAUGACGACAAUGCCAUUAAUGACGACGAUGAUUCAAGCGAUGACGAAGAGGAAUCAGACCAAUCGGAUGAAGACUCGGGGACUGACACGUAUGGGACCAAGGGGCCUCAACAUAUCCUGCCCGUACGCAAGCGGAUGCGUCGACCAAGUCAUAGGCCCUACCGGACAAUAUUGUAUAUCUCCAUGGAGUAUUGCGAGAAGCGGACGCUUCGUGACCUCAUCGCAAGGAAUCUAGCCAAGAACAAGACGGAGGUAUGGCGACUUUUCCGUCAGAUACUGCAGGGUCUGGUCCACGUGCAUAGCUUGAACAUCGUCCACCGUGAUCUUAAGCCAGACAAUAUAUUCAUCAGCGUUGGCCCAGAUGGCGUCAACAAUGUCAAAAUAGGGGACUUUGGACUGGCCAGCAAGGGUCUUAUAGCUUCAGACAAGGCACAUUCACACGCCUCCGUCAUGGAUCAAGAGGACAUGACGAGAAGUGUCGGCACAUCAGUUUAUGUUGCCCCGGAAGUCAAAUCAGGUGGUAGUGGCAGCUACACCUCUAAGGUCGAUAUGUACUCGCUGGGCAUCAUGUUCUUCGAGAUGUGCUAUCCACCAAUGCUUGGCAUGCAAAGAGCCCAGGUUCUCGAGGAUCUUCGCAGGCCACAUCCUGUGUUGCCCUCUGAUUUUGACCCUGGCGCGGCUCAAGCAGAGAUCAUCAUGUCUCUGCUCACUCACAAUCCAAAAGAGCGUCCUUCCAGCACCGAGCUAUUGAAGAGCAAUAAGCUUCCGGAUGAGAUGGAGAGUGAUACUAUUCGGCGAGCUAUUGCUGGUGUGGCAGAUCCUAACUCUCCAUUCUUUGAGAAAAUACUGUCGAUAUUGUUCUCCAGAAAAGUAGACCGUGCAAAAGACUUUGUUUGGGACAUGCAGGCACAAACUCUGUCAGCUACAGAGCUUCUUCGUCAGCGUGUUGUGAAGGAGACACUGAUUUCCAUCUUCAAGUGUCACGGCGCCGUUGAGGUGCCCACACCGAGCCUCUACCCUGCCUCGUCCCAGUAUACCAAUGCGGUCAGGCUACUGGAUAACCACGGCUAUCUGCUGCAGCUACCAUUCGAUCUCAAAAUGGGCCGUGCUCGCAUGCUUGCUAAGUCAACAAAUGCGAUCCCCCAGCAUUCUUACUCGUUCGGGAGCGUUUACCGGGAACAACACGGCGGCGGUCAACCGAAUCAAAUAGGCGUUGCGGAUUUCGAUAUUGUGGCGACCAACACGUUAGACCUGUCCUUGAAUGAAGCCCGCGUUCUAUCAGUGGUUGAUGAUAUUAUUGCCGCCUUUCCGACGCUGUCUUCCAGCCAGAUGGCAUUCCAACUUGGCCAUUCUGACCUCCUUCAGCUCAUCUUCGAAUACUGUGGCAUCGAGCCCUCUGUUAGGCGAGCAGCUGCGCAAACACUGAGCAAACUCAACGUCCAAGGAGUGACCUGGCAGAAACUUCGAGGUGAAUUACGUGCACCUCAAUGCGGCGUCUCCGCGACAAGUGUCGACGAACUUCAGCGUUUCGACUUUCGAGAUACCCCUGCGAAGACAUUUUCCAAGCUGAAGACUCUUUUCGGAUCCACCGACUUCUACCAAAAGGCUUCAUCUACGAUCGCCCAUCUGAAGGAGGUCUGCGAAUACUGCAAAGUUCUUGGAGUGAAAACCAAGAUAUAUCUCAGUCCGCUGUACUCAGUCAAUGAAGCAUUCUUCAGAGGCGGCCUCAUGUUUUCCUGCGUGUUCGACAAGAAGGUUAGGGUUGUCUUGGCUGCCGGAGGAAGAUACGACAGCCUGAUAAAGGAACAUCGUCACAAGGCGGGUAGUAGCUUGAUGGGGGAGCGACAUGCUGUUGGAGUGAGCCUCCCAUGGGAAAAGCUGGCGCAAGUACCCGCAAAGAGUGGUGGAAAGGCCUUCUUGAAGAGGGCCGCGGAAGAAGAAGCCCAUGGCCUCUUCAGUGAGAGACGCUGCGAUGUUCUCGUGGCCAGUUUUGACCCGGUAAUUAGGCGAUCAACGGCGCUCGAGGUCUUGCGUACCCUACAGACCAACACCAUCAGCGCAGAACUUGCAGAUGAUGCUCGCUCACCCGACGAGCUGAUCCCGGACAGGCCAGAGGAGCAGCCCGCGUGGAUGAUUAUCGUCAAGGCGGACAUACUAAAGAUCAAGACAUUCUGGCGCAACAUCCGCGAGCGCGACUCCAACUCGAAGACCACCGCAUCUUCCCGGCCCCGCGGCGGGAUAGCCCACACAGAGGGCAACAACUCUUUAGGCGACACGAGCCCCUUCCCGUACUCCAACCACAACCACCACCAGCAAGGAGUCCGCGUCCUUACCGCGCAGACCAAGUCUAAGAAGUUUAACAGACAAACCGUCGUCGAGCAGGCACAGAGCAGCGCAGCCAAGCUCGUCCAGGGCUUCCUGGACGGGCCCAUCGCGGCUAUAGAGACGACCGACAACGUGCUCAACGCCAUCAGGGGCACGAGCCUCUCGGAGGCAGACACCUGGCGGAGGCUCGACGUCACCAACGCCGAGAAGAAGUACGUGCGUGAAGUCCAGGACAUGCUGCUUGAGUUCCGCGAUGCGGGCCUCAAGCAUGCUUUCGUGUACAAUUUCCGGACGGGGAGUUGUAUUUACUAUGAUUUAGCAGCCUAG
Diaporthe citri is the source of this 4419-nucleotide messenger RNA. RefSeq lists its product as uncharacterized. Gene Ontology annotation, biological process: regulation of translational initiation by eIF2 alpha phosphorylation; DNA damage checkpoint signaling. Gene Ontology annotation, molecular function: ATP binding; eukaryotic translation initiation factor 2alpha kinase activity. The transcript has 7 exons. NCBI's taxonomy places the organism in Eukaryota, Fungi, Ascomycota, Sordariomycetes, Diaporthales, Diaporthaceae. The coding region runs from base 1 to 4419 and encodes 1472 amino acids. The record is from RefSeq and is a predicted model, not a curated record.